Mesoplodon densirostris (Blainville's beaked whale) is the source of this 1223-nucleotide messenger RNA. RefSeq names its product N-acylethanolamine acid amidase (gene NAAA). Bases 50 to 1117 code for a protein of 355 amino acids. The record is from RefSeq and is a predicted model, not a curated record. Lineage: Eukaryota; Metazoa; Chordata; Mammalia; Artiodactyla; Ziphiidae. Gene Ontology annotation, biological process: fatty acid metabolic process. The transcript is spliced from 11 exons. Gene Ontology annotation, molecular function: fatty acid amide hydrolase activity. Gene Ontology annotation, cellular component: lysosome.
CCAGUGCGCGGGCAGCGGCCGCAGGGGUCCAACUGAGGCCGCCCAAGUUAUGAGUGCCGCCGGUCCGAGUACGCGCACGGCCCUGGCUCUCCUGCUGCUGGCCGGGGCCGGGGUGUCGGCCGCCGCCUCGUCCCCCGCUCCGCCGCUCUUCAACGUGAGCCUGGACGUGGCCCCCGAGCUGCGCUGGCUGCCAGUGCUGCAGCACUUCGACCGCGACUUCUUGCGCGCCUCUAUGGCGCGUAUCAUCGGGGAUAAUGUCCCCAAAUGGGUCCUCGCAUUGAUCCGAAAGGCGGUCUGGGAGCUGGAGCUCUUCCUGCCCCAGCCCUUCACCGACGAGAUCCGCGGCCAGUGCGACGCUCUGAACUUCAACCUGGCCGACUGCAUCCUCCUUAACCUGGCCUACGAGUCCACCGCAUUCUGCACCAGUAUUGUGGCUCAGGACUCCAAAGGCAACAUUUAUCAUGGCCGGAAUCUGGAUUACUCUUUUGGAAAUUUCUUACGCAAGUUGACAGUGGAUGUGCAGUUCAUAAAGAAUGGGCAGGUUGCCUUCACAGGAACCACCUUUAUUGGCUAUGUAGGAUUAUGGACUGGUCAGAGUCCACACAAGUUUACCGUUUCUGGCGACGAACGAGAUAAAGGCUGGUGGUGGGAGAAUAUGAUUGCUGCCCUUUUUCAGAGACACUCACCGGUCAGCUGGGUGAUCCGCACUACCCUGAGUGAAUCAGAAAACUUUGAAGCAGCUGUUUACAAAUUGGCCAAGGCUCCCCUUAUUGCUGAUGUUUAUUACAUUGUUGGUGGCACAUUCCCCCGGGAGGGAGUGGUCAUCACAAGGAACAGAGAUGGCCCAGCAGACAUAUGGCCUCUAGAUCCUUUAAAUGGAGCGUGGUUCCGAGUUGAGACAAAUUAUGACCAUUGGAAGCCAGUGCCUAAGAGAGAUGACCGAAGAACACCUGCCAUCAAAGCUCUUAAUGCCACGGGCCAGGGAAACCUCAGCCUGGAGACGCUCUUUCAGGUUUUGUCAGUGUUUCCGGUUUAUAACAACUACACAGUUUAUACUACGGUAAUGAGUGCUGCCAGCCCAGACAAGUACAUGACUAGGAUCAGAAACGCGAGUUAAAAGCAGAGAGUGAAUUCACCUAUGCUAUGAAGAUGAUCUUUUUAAAGGAAAUUUUUGAAGAGCUGCACUUGAAAAAAUAAAGUGAAAAGAUUAUACUUUAUGACCA